AUGCCUGCUCGGCCGAACGUGGACAAGUCGAAAUUCUGCCACUUCCACAAAGGCCACGGGCAUGAUACCGAAGACUGCAUCCACCUGAAGGACGCAAUAGAGAUAUUAAUCAGGGAAGGGCACUUAAAACAAUAUGCAAAGAAACAAGAGGUUGCCCAGGUAGCCAAGCCGGUCGUCGAAGAAAAGCCUGCGGAGGACACGCCCGCCAUGCAGGUGGCCAUUAGUAUUACCCGACCAGAGGACUUUUACCUUCCCGAAUGGGCGAAAAUAUCUUCCCCCCUCUCUUCUCACAGCCCAUGGGAGCUCUUCCCCUCCGCAAUGGUCAUCUCCGGAGGGGGAUUCAGCAAACUCACCGUCGGGUCUGUAAAGCGGAAGUUUGACGAGUUAAUUUCCGCAAACUCGAGCAAAAUUGCAACUCUCGACCUUGCCAAAGGAAACUCCUCCCCCAUCGCAUUCUACCGAGAAGAGCUUCUAGGUGGUGCCCCUAACGCCACCAUUCCUCUCCUCAUUCGUGCUCGAAUGGCCAACUUCGACGUGCGCCGAAUUUUGGUCGAUCAAGGGAGUUCGGUAGACAUUAUGUACUCUCAACUGUUCAAAAUGUUGCAGCUAGACGACCACCACCUCACACCCUAUGUAGGCUACGACCUACAAGGCUUCAAUGGCACAGUGACAAAGCCGUGGGAAUUCGUCAAGCUAAUUGUCUCGGUCGGAUCAGCAGAAACAACCAGGGCUGUCAAAGUCCAGUUCCUGGUCAUCGAUUGCCCUUCUAUCUACCAAUGCAUCUUGGGAUGGCCUACGCUGGCUGAACUAAUUGUCGUUCCCUCAACGGUUCACCUCAAACUCAAGUAUUACACAGCAAAGGGACAAGUAGCCACACUCCAUAGAGACAUCGAAGCGGUCAAGAGAUGUUUCGAAGCAUCCUUCAAUGGCCUCAACUCAAUAAAAACUGCUUCUCAACCCCAAGACAAACCAACGACCAACACAGGACCUGAGGCAAACAAAUGA
Messenger RNA from Vicia villosa (hairy vetch), 1005 nucleotides. RefSeq lists its product as uncharacterized. NCBI's taxonomy places the organism in Eukaryota, Viridiplantae, Streptophyta, Magnoliopsida, Fabales, Fabaceae. Bases 1 to 1005 code for a protein of 334 amino acids. The transcript has a single exon. The record is from RefSeq and is a predicted model, not a curated record.